Molecule: messenger RNA, 1124 nt
Organism: Lentinula edodes (shiitake mushroom)
Lineage: Eukaryota; Fungi; Basidiomycota; Agaricomycetes; Agaricales; Omphalotaceae
Product: TBPIP-domain-containing protein
Exons: 7
Coding region: 46-756 (236 amino acids)
Biological process (GO): meiotic joint molecule formation; homologous chromosome pairing at meiosis; meiotic strand invasion involved in reciprocal meiotic recombination
Cellular component (GO): DNA recombinase auxiliary factor complex; condensed nuclear chromosome
Molecular function (GO): double-stranded DNA binding; recombinase activator activity
Source: RefSeq, a predicted model, not a curated record
GUUCAAAUUCCACUUCUAGCAUUUUGCUCACAGCUCAAAUUGACGAUGGCGAGCAAACAGAAAUCCGAGGUGAAGGUCCUUAAGGGUCAAGAAGCCGAAAACAAAGUAUUGGAAUAUGUUAGACGAAUGAAUCGUCCAUACGGCGCUGUGGACGUGGCUGCAAAUCUCAAAGGCGCGGUUCCUAAAGCCGCGACACAGAAAAUACUAGUAGCGCUUGCAGAGAAGGGAGAGCUGGUUCAAAAGAACUACGGGAAAACGACAUUCUUUGUUGCCAAUCAAGCGAAAAUUGAUACGUUGUCGCCUGAGAAGAUAUCUGCCCUCGAGGAAGAAUGUAAGAGACUAGACGAGGAAAACAAAGCAAUCGCGUUGCAAAUCAAAGCAGCCACCACUGAACUCACCAAAAUCAAGAACCUGCCCUCUGAUUCCGAGUUAGACGAGCAACUUGCGUCUCUCAAGGAUGCGAUCGCUAAACGGACCGUCUUGCUUCAACCGUUACGCUCCGGCGCGCCGCCUAUAUCUGCCGAGGAAAUCGCUCAGAUCGAUGCUGACUGGCUGAAGUGGAGAGAGGAAUGGAUACGACGGAAGAAGACAUUCAAUUCGUUCUGGCAACUCGCAACCGAUUCCUUACCUCCUCAGGACGCUACGAUCCUUUCAGAAGACCUUGGAAUUGAAUUCGAUACUCCUGAACACGCUACCCUGGAGAAAAGUCACCUCUGCGUCGAUACGAAGAAAAAUCUCCUCAAGAGGAAACGGUAGAUGUUGUCUGAACAUGCAGUUCUAUGCUAUGUAUUGAUAUGUUUAUGGCUCCGGAUUCUCGACUUCUGCAACUGCUAUGUUUUGUUCGCUUUCUACACUGCGUAUAUCCGCGCAUCCCGAUUUGAGAACGAGAUACGGUCAACAAACCUGGUUGUGGUGUCUAAGAAAAAUGUAUAUCAUACUAUAUGCUCAAUCCCGGAUAUCUGUCAACUAUAGAGCUGGGGGACACAAAACUGAACGCAAUUCUCAAAGUCGUUGAAGGGCCCAAGAGUAGGGAAGGAAGGAAGGUAUAUUAAACGGCUUGGUCCAAGAUCUGAACACCGCACAGUCCGGGGAGUAUCUUGGUGUGGAACCUCACCACAGUCCCC